Messenger RNA from Neocloeon triangulifer, 2131 nucleotides. RefSeq lists its product as uncharacterized. The transcript is spliced from 10 exons. Gene Ontology annotation, biological process: cilium assembly. Gene Ontology annotation, molecular function: protein binding. The record is from RefSeq and is a predicted model, not a curated record. NCBI's taxonomy places the organism in Eukaryota, Metazoa, Arthropoda, Insecta, Ephemeroptera, Baetidae. Bases 56 to 2131 code for a protein of 691 amino acids.
CUCAUCUAGAUCGAUCUACCCGCGUUUAAACUAUCUGGUAACGUGCCAUCAGGAAAUGGCUGAAAUUGCGCAUCUUACUGCCAACGCAGUGGUAGGAUUUGAAGGUGCUGUUGCUGGAGGUUUGGUGGCUCAUCCUGAUGGAGUUCACAUAAUUUAUCCGAUGGGAGCCAAACUCGUUCUACAGAAUUGGGAUACAGGAGAGCAGGCGCUUCUCGAAGGGCACACAAGCAGCAUUUCGUCGGUCGCGAUUUCCUCUUGUGGAAAGUUCAUUGCUUCAGGGCAGCGGCUGCGACCUCCUUACCAUAAGGCUAGUGUAAUCUUGUGGGACUUCAAAGGCCGAGUUGCCUCAAACAAAUACGAAGUUCACAGAAGCACAGUUUGCGGCUUGGCGUUCUCGUGCGACUCAAAAUUCCUUUACUCCAUAGGCGGACUCGAAGAUCACUGUCUCGUAGUUUGGAGUUUUGAGCAAGAUUUAGUUAUUAGCUGUAAGAGGCUGCCCAAAGCCCUCCAGACUUCCGAGGGCAUGGCGAUAGCCACAGCCAAAGUUUGCCCUAAUUUUAUCAUCACUAGCUCGGAGGAGGGAAUUAAAGUUUGGGAGAUGGAUUUGAAGAAGUUCCAGCUCUCCUUUACAACAGUUAAUUUGGGCAAGCUGAAACGCAUGAUCAACUUUAUUAUGGUGGAUGACGACGACUCUUGCGCAUACUGCGGCUCGACUACAGGGGAUAUAGUGAAAGUUCGUCUGAAUCUGGUCCCUGCGCCACCCCAUCCAGUAAUGAUGUCUUGUCUGUCAAAGCCACCUCCAAAAAUAAAAAGGGACGGCAUGAUGCCGAGCCUUACAAACGGCAACUAUGCCCAUGGUGUGCGAGCUAUUGUCAGGGUAGGCCCGAAGGAUAUGAUAAUUGCUGCUGGCGACGGCACUGUCGACCUAGUUGAAGAACUUCCGAUAGACAAGACAAAAAAAGUUGAGGCUGGACAGAAAUGUCCUACUUCCCACGCAUUGAGGAAACUCAAAUCUUGCCUGCUCAAAUCUCGAGUUACAUCUUUGACAAAGUUUCGAAAAAACACACUGCUCCUGGGCACAAAGGGUGGCGACAUUUACACCUUGUCCCUAGCCAAUUUCAAAGACCUUGUUCUCAACUCCACCAGCCAUCCAAGCUGCAUCACAAGCAUUGCUGUUCCAAAAGUGACCAAUGAGGUUUUUGUGACUUGCGGCUAUGGAGACAUAAGACUGUGGACAAUAAAAAAGAAGGGCAACAAAAUCCAAGAGGCGAGUCGCAUUCUCCAACCUGGCUUAACUUGCCAUUGCGUGGUUGUGAGUCAAGAUGGCUCCUGUUUGAUUUCAGCAUGGGAUGAUGGGUGCAUCAGGUUUCAUGCUCCUCAAAGUGGAAAGUUGAUCCACGAAAUUCAAGGAGCCCACCACUCAAAAGUGUCAGCACUGGCAAUUACGAUAAACAGCCUCAGGAUCAUUAGUGGAGGUCAAAGUGGACAGGUGAGGGUUUGGGACAAGACCAAAUCAUGGUGUCUGACCAAAGUGUUCGGAGAACAAAGAGGAGUGAUCAAAGAGGUGGCAAUCAAGGAGAACAACAAUGAAGCAGCGUCAGUGUGCGAGGAUGGAAGUUGCUAUGUGUGGAAAAUACCGCCAGGAGAAGACCCUAGUUGCAAAAUCACCCUGCAAACCAGCUCGAAACUGACUGGUGUCUCCUUCUUCCCAGGAGAGGGUACCCUUUUGCUGACAACAGGGAUGGACCGAAAGGUGACCUGUUGGGACACGGCCACUGGUACGGCCGUCCGAGAUUUGGAAACCCACUGCGCCAUAACGAGGCUCUUUGUGCCUCGCAAAGGUGACCUCUUUGUCACCGGAUUCGAGGACGGGACCAUUAAGGUCUGGAGUCUGCUCAAGGGUGAAGACAUCUAUUGCGGAAUAGGACACGGAGCCGAAGUGACUGGCAUUGCAAUGAGCAACGACAACAGCUACAUUCUGUCAGUCAGCUCUGAUGGCUCUAUUUUCUACUGGCAGUGUCCCCAGCAGGUUGAAACAACUAGGAAGAGCAAACAGAGUCCGCAGGACACUGCGCAGCGUAGCUUCGAGCCGCAUCUAGCCGAUUUGAGGGAUGAGUUUUUGAUAAACUGA